Messenger RNA from Nicotiana tabacum (common tobacco), 700 nucleotides. RefSeq lists its product as uncharacterized. The record is from RefSeq and is a predicted model, not a curated record. Lineage: Eukaryota; Viridiplantae; Streptophyta; Magnoliopsida; Solanales; Solanaceae. Gene Ontology annotation, cellular component: chloroplast thylakoid membrane.
AUCAUUUCACAUCCAAGAAAACAAAUCAAAACAUAUAAGACGAUUUUCAGAAUGGCCUCAUCUAUAGCUAAUUGUAUGCAAAUUAUCUCAGCUAAUCCAGCCAAGAAAUCCAUUGCAAUUCCAUCAAACUUUUUGGGUACAAAGAUUUCACCUUUGAAUAUUAGUACUGCUCACAAGAACAAGAAACAUAGAUCUUUGAAAGUGGUAGCUGCAGUUGGAGAUGUGUCUUCUGAGGGAACAACUUAUUUGAUUGCUGGUGCUGCUGCUGUCGCAUUGCUUGGAACUGCUUUUCCUAUACUCUUUUCCCGCAAAGACACGUGUCCAGAAUGUGAUGGAGCAGGAUUUGUGAGGAAAGGAGGGGCAACUUUGAGAGCAAAUGCAGCUAGAAAGGAUCAAGUUCAGAUUGUAUGUGCAAACUGCAAUGGUCUUGGCAAGCUCAACCAAGUUGACAAGUAAAGAGCAGCAGAUUAGACAAUAGUAUAAUACUACUUACUAUAUAAUUACUUCUUACUUUGUACCUGUCGAACUUCUUUUUUAUUUUCUUUCGUUGGGUAUAUUUAUAGCUGUAGAACUUGUAAUCAUGUAUACAGGAAUUUCUCCUUCAAUACAUUUGCAAGUUCUAAUAUUCUUUAUAUUCUCAAAAUGCCCAUAAUUUCUCUUGUUUAGAAACUCCAAUUAGUUCCUAACUGAGUUUAUACAA